GGGCGGGGCGGGGCGGGGCGGGCCGCAGCCCCGGAGUCCGAGCGCGAGCCCCCAGCCCCGGGCCAGCCGCAGCCGAUCCCGGCCCGAGCCCGAGGCCGGCAGCUCGGGGUGCGGCGCCCGCGCGGUGCCCUGCGUCCGAGCCGGGCAGGUGCCCCAGGAGCCACCUGCGUCCCCGCCUAGCUCUCCCCUGCGGGGGCAGCCGCCACCAUGUUCUCGUGUGUGAAGGCCUACGAAGACCAGAACUACUCCGCCCUGAAGCGGGCCUGUCUGCGCCGGAAGGUGCUCUUCGAGGAUCCCAACUUCCCGGCCACCGAUGACUCGCUGUACUAUCAGGGCACCCCGGGGCCCACUGUCAGGUGGAAGCGGCCCAAGGACAUAUGUGAGGACCCCCGCCUCUUUGUGGAUGGCAUUAGCUCCCAUGACCUGCACCAGGGCCAAGUGGGCAACUGUUGGUUCGUGGCGGCCUGCUCUUCGCUCGCCUCCCGGGAGUCACUGUGGCAAAAGGUCAUCCCAGACUGGAAGGAGCAGGAGUGGGACCCCGAGAAACCCAAUGCCUAUGCAGGCAUCUUCCACUUCCACUUCUGGCGCUUUGGGGAGUGGGUGGAUGUGGUCAUUGACGACCGGCUGCCCACAGUCAACAACCAGCUCAUCUACUGCCACUCCAGCUCCCGCAACGAGUUCUGGUGUGCCCUGGUGGAGAAGGCCUAUGCCAAGCUGGCAGGCUGUUACCAGGCACUGGAUGGAGGCAACACGGCAGAUGCGUUGGUGGACUUCACAGGUGGCGUUUCCGAGCCCAUCGACCUGACCGAGGGUGGCUUUGCCCACGAUGAGGCCAAGAGGAACCAGCUCUUUGAGCGUGUGUUGAAGGUGCACAGCCGGGGGGGUCUCAUCAGCGCCUCCAUCAAGGCGGUGACAGCAGCAGACAUGGAGGCCCGCCUUGCGUGUGGCCUGGUGAAGGGCCACGCGUAUGCCAUCACUGAUGUGCGCAAGGUGCGCCUGGGCCACGGCCUGCUGGCCUUCUUCAAGUCGGAGAAGCUGGACAUGAUCCGCCUGCGCAACCCCUGGGGCGAGCGGGAAUGGAACGGGCCCUGGAGUGACACCUCAGAGGAGUGGCAGAAAGUGAGCAAGAGCGAGCGGGAGAAAAUGGGUGUGACCGUGCAGGAUGACGGGGAGUUCUGGAUGACCUUCGAGGACAUGUGCCGCUACUUCACCGACAUCAUCAAGUGCCGCUUGAUCAAUACAUCUUACCUGAGCGUCCAUAAGACGUGGGAGGAGGCCCGGCUGCGGGGUGCCUGGACGCGGCACGAGGACCCCCAGAAGAACCGCAGUGGAGGCUGCAUCAAUCACAAGGACACCUUCUUUCAGAAUCCACAAUACAUCUUUGAUGUCAAGAAGCCAGAAGAUGAAGUGCUGAUCUGCAUCCAGCAGCGGCCGAAACAGUCUACCCGCCGGGAUGGCAAGGGUGAAAAUCUGGCCAUUGGCUUUGACAUCUACAAGGUGGAGGAGAACCGCCAGUACCGCAUGCACAGCCUGCAGCACCGGGCCGCCAGCUCCAUCUACAUCAACUCACGCAGUGUCUUCCUACGGACGGACCAGCCCGAGGGCCGCUUUGUCAUCAUCCCCACCACCUUCGAGCCGGGCCACACUGGCGAGUUCCUGCUUCGAGUCUUCACUGAUGUGCCCUCCAACUGCCAGGAGCUGCGCCUGGAUGAACCCCCUCGUACCUGCUGGAGCUCCUUAUGUGGCUACCCCCAACAGGUGACUCAGGUGCAAGUCCAAAGGGCUACUGGUCUCAAGGACUCCUCGACAGGGGCCAACUCUUAUGUGAUCAUUAAGUGCGAGGGUGACAAAGUCCGCUCGGCUGUGUGGAAAGGUACCUCGACGCCCGAGUACAACGUGAAAGGCAUCUUCUACCGAAAGAAGCCAGGCCAGCCCAUCACAGUCCAGGUCUGGAAGCACCGGGUCCUGAAGGAUGAAUUCCUGGGCCAGGUGCACCUGAAGGCUGACCCGGACGACCUCCAGACCCUGCACACCGUCCACCUCCAGGACCGCAGCGGCCGGCAGCCCAGCGACCUGCCUGGCACCGUGACCGUGUGUGUCUUCAGCAGCACCUCCCUCACAGCUGUCUGACACCUGCCCGGCCGCCUGGCCUCCACAGUGUUACCACCAUCUGCAUGUCCCCAACCCGGCCAGGGACUAGCCGGGAGCCAGGACGCUGGGGGCCUUUCCCCAGCUUUUCUACUGACUGGCUGUGUGACCUUGCGAGGCCUCUGUCCGUCUCAGGGCCUCAGUGUCCCAAGGACCCCAAAGCGUUCCCUUCUCAUGGAGGAGCCUUCCUGCCUGAGAUUUACGAUAGCUCUCCUUGCCCCAGCUGUCACCACUGCUAAGGGACUCUAUCCGUUGAAAAUGUUUUCCCAAGGCCCUGCUGUCUGCCAAUGGGGUGCCAAGAUGUCACUUGUUUACACACGAUCUGCCACAUUUCCCAGCCCCACCCUUGCCCUUUGUGCCCCAGGCCUGCCCCUGUGUCCCAGACCUUGUUCUCUCUGUCACCUACACCUGUUCUAGCCACCUUGAAAGGACUCUUGGCUCUUGCUGGGUUCCUGCUUGGGCUGGAGUCAGAAAAAUGGGCAGGUGACAUAUGUUCAUUCUCUGAUCCUGUCUACUUGCCCAUCCAUUUAUUCAACCGAGAUUAGCUAAAUGAAUAAAUGAUGCCCAGGAGA
This is a messenger RNA of Nyctereutes procyonoides (raccoon dog), 2720 nucleotides long. RefSeq names its product calpain 5 (gene CAPN5). The record is from RefSeq and is a predicted model, not a curated record. Gene Ontology annotation, molecular function: calcium-dependent cysteine-type endopeptidase activity. Gene Ontology annotation, cellular component: cytoplasm. The coding region runs from base 208 to 2130 and encodes 640 amino acids. Gene Ontology annotation, biological process: proteolysis. NCBI's taxonomy places the organism in Eukaryota, Metazoa, Chordata, Mammalia, Carnivora, Canidae. The transcript has 13 exons.